Messenger RNA from Balearica regulorum gibbericeps (East African grey crowned-crane), 831 nucleotides. Lineage: Eukaryota; Metazoa; Chordata; Aves; Gruiformes; Gruidae. The record is from RefSeq and is a predicted model, not a curated record.
AUGUCUAAUUGCCAGAGGAAAGUGGACCUCGAUGCUGUAAUUCUCAGCCAGCUGGGCAGAAGCAAGAAAGGUCAGCGAAAGGUGGUAGACUGUUUAAACAUGCUUAUUUUUAUAUGCUAUGGCAUGUUUGAGUUACGGUUCUUUCUGUCAUUAGGCAUACUUUUCUUUUCGUUUAGGCUCCUGCUUUAUUCUUCUGAGAAUGACUCUUUCAAGCAGUCACUAGUAAAAACUGGAAAUAUAAAAGCUGUUCUCGGGCUAAAGGAUAGGAGGCUGGUCAGCAGCAGCAGGACUGUGCAAGAGCAGCAAGUAGAAGUAGUAUCGCUUUCAGAGACAGGGAGGAGCAACGAUGGACAGACUUUGAUGCCCCCCGAAGAAACUGUUUUAGCUUUUGCUGAAGUAGAAGGAAUGAGAGACGCCUUGGUUGGCACCACUGUGGUGAACAGCAUUGUUGUCUGGAAUGUGAAAACAGGCCAGCUCCUGAAGAAGAUGCACAUUGGUUAUUCCUACCCAGCUUCAGUCUGCCAUCGAGCAUAUUCCGACUCUGGCCUUCUGUUUGUUGUUUUAAGUCAUCCACACGCCAAAGAGAGUGAGUCCUGUGGAAACCCCGCGUUCCGCGUGAUAGCCUUCAACCCCAAAACAGCCAGGAGCACGGGAGUCAUGUUCUCCUCCCUCCCACCAGGACAGGCUGGAAGGUACCUGGAGGGUGACGUGAAGGAUGCUUCUGCCGCAGCCGUGCUGACGUCGGGAGCCAUCGCGGUGUGGGACCUGCUGCUGGGACAGUGCACGGCCCUGCUGCCCCCGGACCCGGACGGGAGCUGGGCACUGGCCCGA